UGGUCACAAUUAAAAAAUCAAAAUGUCAAUCAAAAUUGUCUUUAUUCUCUAAUCAGCUGUCGAUUUUCAUGAUCGGUGACAUUUUUUUUACUUUUACAUUACAAACUUAAUUAAGAUGUGUGAUAAAUGAAGAGGUAUACAAUUUUAUCGGUACAGUCAGCAUAGUGGUUGUGUUGGGGGGUGGUUUGUGCGGAUGGCUGGAACGAGGAGCGGGUGUUGCGAGUGACCGCGGCGGGCGCGGCUCUCGUGGGCCCCUGAGCGAGCAGGCAUGCGGGGGCAUGGCGGAGGCUGCGGGCACAUCGCGCGGCCUCCGCGUCUACAAGAUCGUGGUGCUGGGUGACGGAGGAGUUGGCAAGUCCGCGGUCACCUUGCAGUUUGUUAGCCACAGCUUCUUGGACUAUCAUGAUCCCACUAUCGAGGAUUCAUACCAACAACAAGCAGUCAUUGACGGUGAGCCAGCUCUAUUGGACAUCUUGGAUACUGCAGGACAGGUAGAGUUCACGGCUAUGCGGGAACAGUACAUGCGUUGUGGUGAAGGUUUUAUGCUGUGCUACUCGGUGACGGACAGGCGGUCGUUUCGCGCGGCUGGUGAAUACCAGCGGCUCUUGGCCCACGCUAGACCUAACGAGUCGCUGCCAAUAGUACUGGUGGGGAAUAAACUGGACCUAGCGCCGAGGUUCAGACAGGUAACAACUGAUGAAGGUAAAGCCCUAGCGAGUCAGUUGGGGUGUCCUUUCUUCGAGACGUCAGCCGCUCUCCGUCACUUCGUGGACGACGCCUUCCACGCCCUCGUGAGGGAGAUAAGACGUUUAGACAGACAGAGACAGCCUCCUCCCUGUGUGACGUCAUCUGGUGGUCGCCGUCGGUGGCGUCGCCUCCGCAGCAUCUUCGCCUUCGUGUUCCGAAGACGGCGCCGUCACCACUCCUCUCCAUGAAGCGAUAAACACCAUUAUUUGUAUGCCCUCAAGUUACAAAUGACACAACUCUCCCCUACAGAACGCGAUCAUCUCUGACUGGACACGCACUAGAGGUUUUUAAGGCAUUUAAACAUUAUUCCUAAUUAUGAAUAGCAUUACAACCAAAAAAGAUGAAUUUUUUAAAUAACAUUGUCUUGCAUCAAUACUUCACACCUGUUUCUGUUUAAAGUAUUUAUAAACGAGACACCAGUUAAGGAUUUGAGCAGUAUUGACAUCAAUUCCUCCUUCCUGUGAGUUUUAAAUCGUUUGGAACACACGUAUAAUGUUUUUUUUUUGUUAUAUUGUUAAAAAUCCACUACCUCAUUGUGAUGCUUUUUAUAAGUUAAUUUUUUUGUGUACAGUCAACUACAAAGGUUGUAUAUAUAUGGAGUUUUAUUUUAAUGUUUUUUUUUUGUUUAUGUAAUUUAUUUGUUAUAUGGAGCAUUAUUAUAUUUUAUUUUUUGCUAGUGCAACACAUCUUAACCAUAAAACAACGAUGAAUUUCGGAUAAAAUGUCACAAUUGUGAUGCUUUUUUUGAAUAUCUUGGAUAACAAUUACACUCCUAUCCAUUUGACCUGUGCUUUGCAUCGUAGAGUUUGCAAAACAGGAAGAUGUAGAAAAUAAAUUCAUGAAUUUAAUUAUUAAAGUAAAUAAUAUAAAGAGAUGCAUAUUUUUGUAGCUGAUUGUACCUAGUAUUAAAAUAUAUUUAUUAAAUUUAUCCUACUCGUAAUUCCAUUUCUACCUCUUUCUUAUAAUUGUAUCAUCCAAUGUUCCUGAUUGAAAGCCAUAUAUAGAUAUAAUGUUACUGUCAAACUAUAAAGUAGGUUACUUCGUUGUCUAUGACGGCAUAAAAAAAAAAUGUUGGAAGUAAAAAAAUUUAUGGGCCUAAUUUUGCCUUAAAACUGUACUUACCCCAUAAUGACAAGCUCUCGGCGUAAUUCAAACAUUAACUUAUACAAUAAUUUUCAUUGUCUUUACGAUGUAAUAUUAAAAAUCUUCUCAAGUAAAGUUGCCUAUUAGAAACUGGCCUCGAGUAAUGUCUUCCGCAAUGGAAUACAAAAUAAAGCAAUAAUUUAUUUAUAUAGUUACAGUAAUUUAUAUUCGUCGAGUUUCAGUGUUUAGAUUACAAUUUGCGUGUUAGUUGUAAUUGGUAUAUGGGUAAAGCGUUACGCAUGAAUCGAACAGCCGAAAUACGUUGAAAAUUUAAAAUUAAACCUCUUUGGUUUUAUUUGUGUAUUCAAUACUCAAAUAGAAUGUGUUUGUGUCAUGCAACUUACACUUAUACCUUUUGUAAUUAACUCUUAAAGUAUUAGAUAUAAAUUCCAACCCCCUGUCUUAGUGAAUAUUAUUAGGGCACAUAACUUCGUUAUAGUAGCAAUAUUAACCCCCAAAAUUUAUGAAUUUUUGCCAAAUUCUACGUAUAGAUAUAACACAGUAAAUACAAAAAAAGAGGUAUUCUAAAAUAUAUUUCGCCGUAGAGGUUAAUUUAGGUCGGUUUAGAAAAGUAAUGUUUAAUUUCAGAUGUAAUAGUUAUUUAUGGUAGGUCAAUACCAAUUAAUACGUACGAAGUCUUUUUGUUCGUUAUAAAUGUCGUUUCACAUUAAAGAUUUUUUGGGUAGCGUUUUACUUUUUGACCAUUUUAUAUCGAGUUGUAUGGAACAAUCAAUUAAUGACUUUGAAUAACAGUCAAGAUUUAAUUGAGACUGUAUUUGCGAAUAAAACUUGCGGAGAAUUUUUUUUUAAUUUUAUUCGGACGUUUCGAUUAUUUUGACAGUAAAAAAAAAAAUAAAGUUAGCUUAAAAUAUGCGUACGCUAUAUACGUAGGUAUAGUUUUAUUUAAUUGGAAGCUAGUCAACAUAUAUAACGAUUAAUAGCUCUGUUCGUACCAAAGCAAAAUUACGAAGUUUAGAACCCCAUAAGUGUGUGGAUUAAUGAAGGUUUUCACUUAUACGCUCGAUAAGAAAUGAUUCAUAUAAUAAAAAAAAAGUUAGGGAUAUACAACAUUGACAUUAUUCCUUUAAAGAAACUCUGCUCUUAUAAUGCGAGAAUAAAAAACGCUACGAGAAAGCAAUUAAUGUGGAAGGUAUCUUAUAGUCAAUAACUACAUUAUGCCUACAUACAGUUUACAUAUUCACUGUGCAUACGAAACGUUUCUAGCAUUUCAGUCUUUAAUUUUCGCAAAUUCUAGUACUAUUGUAGAUUUUUGAAGGAGAAACGGGAAACGCUCCGUAUGUAGUGUGUCGGUGUAAACGUAUAGUAAGCGUAGUGAUGGUAAUAUUAUUACGUAGAAUGUUUGAUAGCGAGCCCAGUAGUGUCCAUUUUUAUUUAUUUUUAUAAUUUAUCUAUUAAAAUUAAUAGAUGUACGUGAAUUAUAUUAAAUGUCAUAAAAUGUUUAACUAUACGACCUCCGAGUACAAUUUACGUCUAGACGUAUAUAAUAUGGUCUGUGUGACAGAUACAGCAAUAAAAAUAUAAUAUAUAUAUAUAUAGUAAGUGAUAAUUAUUAUGUGUGUGUGAUAGUUUUGUAUUAAUCGUAUAUAAAUAUUUAGAUCGAUACGCACAAAUUUUUAGAAUAAUUAUUGUCAUGUUGAGAUACAGGGUGAUGGAUUUGUUGAAAAGACCAAUAGCAUCAUUCCACUUGAUAUUUGUUUAUUGUAUUUUUUUUUUAUCAACAACAAAAAAUUAGCACACCUUAUAUAAAGCGAUUUUUAAAUAUCUUACCGUUAUGAUCUAAAAUACUUUUAUAAAAAACUUAAUCAUAUUUAAUCUGUAUUACAAAUUUUAUUCAGUUUUUUUUCCUAAUUUUAAAUUGCUAUCUGUAAUGUAUUAAGAAAUAAUGUAUUGCACACGCGAUUUAACAGGUUGAGAAUAGAUUUUUAUCUGAAUUCCAAGUAUUAUAAGGAAAGUUGAUAUUGUUUUACUUUUGAAGUAUAUGCUUAUAAAUAUAUUUACCGAAAUUCUAAACAUAGAAAAUAGAAUUGAAGUCAUGUAAGGUAGUUUAAAUUCAUUACGUUCAAAUCUAAAUAAAAGGGACACUUACUUAUAACUAUAUUAUAUAUGCAUUAGAAAUGAUUAUGUAAUUUAAAAAAAAAUUCAAUAGGCUUACAUAUUGUAAUGGAGUCCAUUCGUCAUCUAGUCAUUAGUUGAUAGUGUGAGUUACGGCUUGUAGACGAUACCCGAGUCCGUAUGUUUUAAACUGUUGCGAUGUUUUAAAAAAGUUUCCGUUUUGAAGUUUGACAUCUAAAUAUAGAUGUAGUUGUCUUAAAUUGAAAUGACAGUGAUGUUAACAUCAAAUGUCACAAAACUUGACAGCGGUAGUGACAGUGAUAGCUCAGUAUUUUUUGUUUCACUUAGUUUUUUUUUAAUUCAGUAAGGUGAGAUUUAAAUGUGUUUAUUCUUUGAUCGAUGUCCAGCAUGAUUAUUCGAAACAUGUUAUAAAAUAAAACCUUUUUUAAAUUGUUUUUUUUUUUAUGUUAUGUAAUUUUAACGUCACUUCGAGACGGAGAUUUUUUUUCCAGAUUUUUCUUACUAUAAUUAUUUGUGUCAUAUUAUAUGAAUAUAAAAACAGAUAAAAAGCUCGUGCUAUGUAUUUUGCUGAGUUUAAACUUACGAAUUUGUUAUUGUACUUGUCGUUUUGGACAGAAAAUCUGCCCACAGAUAUAUACAACAAAUAGCCAGCAAACAUUAUAAUAAAAUAUACAUACAUAUAAUAUAAUCCCUAUAUUAAUAUAUUUGUGUUAAAAAUAUAACAAAAAAAAUAUUUUAAAAUAAUGUUGUAAUAUGUUAAUACUAUUGUGGAUUUGUCUUUAUUUAUAGAUAAUAAUAUGAAUUGUUUUUAAUUUUAUUAUUUAUAACACCAAAUAGUACCUUUAAUGUUUAGAUUUAAUAUAUUUUAUUCAGAUAUAUAAACAGUGUGUAGCAGUUUCGUUGAAUAAAUGUCAUGUUUAAUA
This is a messenger RNA of Danaus plexippus (monarch butterfly), 4907 nucleotides long. RefSeq names its product GTP-binding protein Rit2 (gene Ric). Gene Ontology annotation, cellular component: plasma membrane. Bases 279 to 935 code for a protein of 218 amino acids. Lineage: Eukaryota; Metazoa; Arthropoda; Insecta; Lepidoptera; Nymphalidae. Gene Ontology annotation, molecular function: GTP binding; calmodulin binding; GDP binding. Gene Ontology annotation, biological process: Ras protein signal transduction. The transcript has 6 exons. The record is from RefSeq and is a predicted model, not a curated record.